Aspergillus homomorphus CBS 101889 is the source of this 1362-nucleotide messenger RNA. RefSeq names its product putative erythromycin esterase. The coding region runs from base 1 to 1347 and encodes 448 amino acids. The record is from RefSeq and is a predicted model, not a curated record. Gene Ontology annotation, biological process: response to antibiotic. The transcript has 2 exons. NCBI's taxonomy places the organism in Eukaryota, Fungi, Ascomycota, Eurotiomycetes, Eurotiales, Aspergillaceae.
AUGGCCUCGCCCGUGGCCACCGCCGUCCUGUUCAGGGCGAACAUCCACAGCGUGAGCUUCGGCUCCCACUUCGACUCCUUCGGAGACUACCCUGUUGUCCUCCUCGGUGAUGGCACGCACGGGACCUCGGAGUUCUACGCCGCGCGCGCGGAGAUCACCAAGCACCUGAUCGAGCACCACGGCUUCAACAUCGUCGCCGUGGAAGCCGACUGGCCCGACGCGGAAUUCAUCGACCGGUACGUGCGCCAGCGCCCCGGUCCCCAGGCGCGCAUCCGACAAGGCGGCGGGGAUGACGACCACGAGCCCUUUAAACGGUUUCCCACCUGGAUGUGGCGCAACCGCGAGACCCAGAACCUGGUCGAAUGGAUGCGCAACCGCAACGCGACCCUGACCGACCCGGCGCACAAAGCCGGGUUCUACGGACUCGAUCUCUACAGCAUGGGCGCGUCCAUCAAGGCGGUCAUCGAUUACCUCGACCACGUCGACCCGGCCGCCGGCAAGGAGGCCCGUCGCCGCUACGGCUGCCUGCAACCGUGGGUGGAGGACCCCACGGCGUACGGCCUAGCCUCGCUCCGCGGCCUGGCGGACUGCGAGAAGGGGGUGGUGCAGAUGCUCCGCGACCUGCUGGCGCGGCGGCUGGAGUACUCCGAGGAUGCGCACGACGGCGACGAGUACCACAGCGGGCAGCAGAACGCGUACCUGGUGCGCGACGCCGAGCGCUACUACAAGGCCAUGUACUACAGCUCGGCCUCGUCGUGGACGCUCCGCGACACCCACAUGGUCGACACCCUCCGCCGCAUCCUCAAGAACCGCCCCGCGGGCAGCAAGGCCGUGGUCUGGGCGCACAACUCCCACUGCGGCGACGCGCGCUUCACCAGCAUGGGCACGCGCCGGAAGGAGGUCAACAUCGGCCAGCUCUGUCGGGAGCGCUUCGGUCGCGAGAAUGUCGCGACCCUGGGCUGUGGCACGCAUACCGGCACCGUGGCGGCCGCGCACGAGUGGGAUGAGGACAUGGAGAUCAUGGAUGUCAGGCCGUCACGCCCGGAUAGUUGGGAGUGGGUCGCCCAUCAGACGGGCAUCCCCAGCUUCGUGUGGGAUCUAAGAGACGACCGUAUCACUCCCGAACUGAAGGAGGCCAUGGCCGCCGAGAGUCAGCGGCUCGAGCGCUUUAUCGGCGUCAUCUAUCGGCCGGAUACCGAGCGCAUGUCGCACUACUCCCAGGCGGACCUGCAGCAGCAGUUCGACGCGUAUAUCUGGUUCGAUGAGACGGAGGCUGUCAGGCCGUUGGAGAAGGUGCAGCCGAAGACGGUGAUGGGCAUGGAGGAGACGUAUCCGUUUGGAUUGUAGGUAGUUUUAUUUGUU